CGCGGCUAGGGCGGCCUCUCUGGGCGCCUUUCUUCCGGGAUGGGCGAGAGGCUGUCGCGAUGAUGGCGGACGAGGACGGGAGCGCCGAGCCGGAGCCCUGCGCCCCUCAGCCGGAGGCGGGACCGGAGGCCGCCGGGGACAGCGAGCUGGAGUUCGGGAUCCCGCUCGACUCCAACGGCUACGUGCUGUACAGGGACAGAAAAGAAUGGGCUGAUAUUGAACCGGUACCUCAAGAUGAUGGGCCGAACCCUGUGGUUCAGAUUAUAUACAGUGAGAAGUUUAGAGACGUGUAUGACUAUUUCCGAGCGGUCCUGCAACGCGAUGAAAGGAGCGAAAGAGCUUUCAAGCUGACGGGGGAUGCCAUUGAGCUCAAUGCGGCAAAUUACACUGUAUGGCAUUUCCGUAGGGCCCUUCUGCAGUCCUUGAAGAGAGACCUGCAUGAGGAACUCAGUUACAUCACAGCGAUCAUUGAAGAUCAGCCGAAGAAUUACCAAGUCUGGCACCACAGACGAGUGUUAGUGGAGUGGCUGAAGGAUCCGUCCCGGGAGCUUGAAUUCAUAGCUGACAUUCUUAACCAAGAUGCCAAGAACUACCACGCUUGGCAACACAGGCAGUGGGUCAUUCAGGAAUUUAAACUGUGGGAUGAGGAACUGGACUAUGUCGAACAGCUUCUGAAAGAAGACGUCCGAAACAACUCGGUGUGGAACCAGAGACACUUCAUCAUUUCGAACACAACUGGCUAUGAUGACUCUGCAGUUCUGGAAAGAGAAGUCCAGUAUACCCUAGAGAUGAUCAAGUUGGUCCCUCACAAUGAGAGUGCUUGGAACUACCUGAAAGGGAUUCUGCAGGAUCGUGGUUUUUCAAAAUACCCCAGUCUCCUAGAGCAGCUCUUGGAGUUGCAGCCAAGCCACAGUUCUCCCUACCUGAUUGCCUUCUUGGUGGACAUCUAUGAAGACAUGCUAGAGAACCAGUGUGAAAACAAAGAAGAAACUCUCAGCAAAGCAUUAGAGUUGUGUGAAAUCCUGGCUAAGGAAAAAGACAUCAUACGAAAGGAAUACUGGAAAUACAUAGGAAGAUCCUUGAAGAGUAAACACAGCCCAAAUGUGGAACAGGAUGUGCCAACUGAAACUGAUCAGCAGUAACUUCAAGUAAAAUGGGGUGCGGGGGGGGGGGGAGCAUUGAGCUCUGUGGUGUAUUAAGCUAGGAGAACAGGGGAACUAGGCAGAUGAAUUUAACUGAUGUUGUUUACCCUCUUCCCAAAUAUGAUGUAGUCAUUCAUUACUGCAGAGGUAUUGCUUCUAACCACACCAAGAGCGGUAUUCUGCAUAACAAACUGACCCUGGUUACUGCUGCUAUACACAUUGGCUAUGGGGUGGUCCAAAGCACUGUGUGUGUGUUUUUUAAACGUAGAAAUUACUUGAAUUGUACCAAAUAAAGGAAUUGUUUCUGAACAGUAUAUAUGAAGAAUGCUGUAAUAGCUGUUUUCAUGCCAGAAAUCUGUCUUUUCCAUACAUCGGACCACUGUUCUCAUCGGAGCAAGUGCUUGUAAAAUACCAAAUGUAUUUGAAUGGGAUUACAGGAAUCUUUGUGUAUAGAGUAACUUAAUUUUAAACACCAUAAGGAGAAAAAGCAGUUGUAUGUUGGAGCAGCUAUGCAACACUGUGUUGUUAUUGUAACCAACUAAUACUAUCAAUAAUUUGUAAUAAAAGUAUAGAUGCUUGUUCAGA
Messenger RNA from Eublepharis macularius, 1727 nucleotides. It is a transcript of the gene FNTA, whose product is annotated as farnesyltransferase, CAAX box, alpha. The transcript has 9 exons. Bases 60 to 1142 code for a protein of 360 amino acids. The record is from RefSeq and is a predicted model, not a curated record. Gene Ontology annotation, biological process: protein geranylgeranylation; protein farnesylation. Gene Ontology annotation, cellular component: CAAX-protein geranylgeranyltransferase complex; cytoplasm; protein farnesyltransferase complex. Gene Ontology annotation, molecular function: CAAX-protein geranylgeranyltransferase activity; protein farnesyltransferase activity. Lineage: Eukaryota; Metazoa; Chordata; Lepidosauria; Squamata; Eublepharidae.